AUGAAUUCCCUUUGUUUACGGACUUCAUUACUUAUAAGACCUACAACACUCCGAUCUGUGUUUUGCAGACACUCACCAGCUCAGUUACUAUCUUAUAGAUUUCUUUCAACAACCCAUUGUCUACGGACAACUCCUCCAUCUAAAAAGACAAUCACUAAGAAUAAUGAAUCCCAAAUUUCUUCAGAUGUCUUCACUAUACCGAAUGUCAUUACGAUGUCACGAAUUGCAACAACGCCCCUUGUAGGCUAUUUCAUUCUUUCCAACAAUCUGAUCCCUGCAAUGGGACUCUUUGCAUACUCAUGUAUAACAGAUUUUCUUGACGGAUACAUUGCCAGAAAAUAUUAUUUGAAAUCUGUUGCUGGAUCCAUAUUGGAUCCUAUUGCCGAUAAAUUAUUGAUGAUAACGACAACCAUCGCACUAUCACUUCCACCGGGACCACAAUUGGUGCCACCUUUGAUUGCUACUUUAAUCCUGGGUAGGGAUGUACUGUUGGGAAUCAGUGGUGUUGUCAUAAGAUACGUAUCGAUGUGCAAGAAAUACACUAAAGAGAAAGUGACUUGGAGUUCCUAUUGGAAUUUUUUCAAAUAUCCAACUGUAUUAGUGACACCAACUAGAAUUUCCAAAUGGAACACUUUCUUACAAAUGAUUUAUUUGGGAUUGGGUGUUGGUAUUCUGUUAAUGGAACCGUAUAAGAAAACCGGGAAAUCACAUGAUGGAUGGACUACAUUAAAGGAACAAGCACGUAGAGCGUUUAACUUUAUGGGUUAUGUGGUCACUGUGACAACAAUAUGGAGUGGUACAUCAUAUUUAUUUGGUAAGAAUGCCAUAACAUUGAUCCUAAAAUAA
This is a messenger RNA of Naumovozyma castellii, 846 nucleotides long. RefSeq names its product cardiolipin synthase (gene CRD1). Bases 1 to 846 code for a protein of 281 amino acids. NCBI's taxonomy places the organism in Eukaryota, Fungi, Ascomycota, Saccharomycetes, Saccharomycetales, Saccharomycetaceae. The record is from RefSeq and is a predicted model, not a curated record. The transcript has a single exon.